This is a messenger RNA of Podarcis raffonei (Aeolian wall lizard), 4025 nucleotides long. It is a transcript of the gene CDKL2, whose product is annotated as cyclin dependent kinase like 2. The record is from RefSeq and is a predicted model, not a curated record. Gene Ontology annotation, biological process: protein phosphorylation. Gene Ontology annotation, molecular function: cyclin-dependent protein serine/threonine kinase activity; ATP binding. Lineage: Eukaryota; Metazoa; Chordata; Lepidosauria; Squamata; Lacertidae. The coding region runs from base 279 to 1991 and encodes 570 amino acids. Gene Ontology annotation, cellular component: nucleus. The transcript is spliced from 14 exons.
GGCAGGUGAGUGGCAGGUGCCAACUCCGGGAUCCCCGGUGCUGCGUGCGCUUUUCAAGGAGGAGGUUUGGGCACCCAUCUCCCAGGAGCCGGAGUAAAGGAUUUGCUGGUCAGCUGCUGCAAGCUGGUAGUGUGUUCGUUCCGUCUCGUAGUGUUGUUGGAAAGUGGGAAGAAGGAUUGGAGAUGCACCCAUCUGCUUGUUUAGUUACAGCUUUUUCCAUACACACCUGCUGCAUUGCUGUUUUAAUACCAAGCGAUUCAUCAGCUGCUUGAACCCAGAUGGAAAAGUAUGAGAUCCUUGGGCUAGUGGGAGAAGGAAGCUACGGAAUGGUGAUGAAAUGCCGCAACAAGGAGACCGGCAGAGUCGUUGCCGUCAAGAAGUUUCUGGAAAGCGAGGAUGACAAAAUGGUUAAAAAAAUCGCCAUGAGAGAAAUCAAGCUUCUCAAGCAAUUAAGGCACGAGAACCUGGUGAACCUGCUGGAAGUCUGUAAGAAGAAGAAACGAUGGUAUCUGGUGUUUGAAUUCGUGGACCACACAGUCCUUGAUGAUCUUGAGAUGUUUCCAAAUGGCCUGGAUUACAACAGAGUUCGGAAAUACUUAUUUCAGAUUAUAAAAGGGAUAGGAUUUUGCCAUAGUCAUAAUAUCAUACACCGAGAUAUUAAACCUGAGAAUAUAUUGGUCUCCUAUUCUGGAAUUAUCAAACUCUGCGAUUUUGGAUUUGCUCGAACCCUGGCAGCCCCUGGCGAAGCUUACACAGAUUACGUGGCAACGCGAUGGUAUCGGGCUCCUGAGCUGCUUGUUGGAGAUAUCAAAUAUGGCAAGGCUGUUGAUGUGUGGGCCAUUGGCUGCCUGGUAACAGAAAUGCUUACCGGAGAGGCGCUUUUCCCUGGAGACUCUGAUAUUGACCAAUUGUACCAUAUUAUGAAAUGUUUGGGUAACUUAAUCCCAAGGCACCAAGAGUUGUUCUACAAAAACCCUCUUUUUGCUGGAGUGCGGUUGCCUGAAGUCAAGGAACUUGAACCUCUUGAAAAACGAUAUCCCAAACUCUCUGUUGCCGUCAUAGAAUUUGCUAAGCAAUGUCUCCAGACUGAUCCGGACAAAAGACCAUCCUGUGCUGAGCUGCUGCAGUGUGAUCUGUUCAACAAAGAUUCCUUCACUGAAAGGUUCACUCAGGAACUUAAAGCAAAGAUCCAGAAAGAAAGAGACCACCCUUUGCCCAAGAAAUCGAAAAUAAGCAGGAAAGACAAAGACGAUUCCGGUGAUGAAAAGAAAACGCUUGUAAUCCAGGACUUGGGCAUGGAAUCCAAGCUGAAAGACUCCAAGCUGUUCAGAAUGAAGUUGUCCAAGGUUGACACCGAGAAAUCGGACAGAUCUUCCAAUGCGAGUUUCCUGUAUGAGAGUGGAGCUGGGCAGGUCAAGGCGAUUCCUUCGACAACUUUGAAAGAUUCCAGUAGCAGCCUGGAUUAUGUGAAAAAUCCCGGCACGGUGAUCCCUCCCAUAACACAGAAUUAUUCCACCAUAUCCUCCAGCAUCGGUGGAAACCCUGGCUUGGGGUCAAAACUGGGAAUGCAUAAUUUCAGGAUUGAUGAGAAGUCUAAAAGAUACCUCAACCCUUUCCUAAAGCAAGGGAAAAAGUCACCAGUAGGACACUAUAGCAUCAACCUGACAGCAUCGGUCUCGAAUGAAAACAACGUGCUUCAGACAAACAAGAAAAGAUGGGAGUUUUCCAAAACAGAUGUACGUUUGCCAGAGCUUAACUACGGCUAUCUCCCUGAACUCAAAGGUGUGGACGCUCGGAAUUCCAGAUUUCUGAAGAAAGAAAACAAAAUUGUUUCUGAGUCUCGCAUGCCAUCUCUCGCCACAAUAGAUCUUCAGAACCCGAGCCUUGCCCUGCACCAGGUACUAAAUCUCUCAGAGUUUGGGAAGGAGAGGGUAUCUGGAAUAUCUCUGCAAGACGCUUCAGACUCCACUUUUCCCAGAGUAGAGCAUUAACGUCAAGUGAGACGGAAGGGUCUCGAUCCUGCAAGUGUCUGCAGUGCUUCUACACCCCUGUUGCCUUUUGGGAAGUGCAGAAUCCCUUUGAGGAGCUUAUACAUGGGAACAGGGGUGGGGCGUGUGUUUUCACCACAUUCUAGGUAAUGGCAGCAAAAGGAAACAAACAUUCCCAGUUUCUUUACAGUUGCCAAGGUGCUAUAAGACUAUAAUGUAUAUAAAAUGUCAUCUGGAUUGAAUUAUUUCAGUGCGUCUGGGAGAAACGAUACCAGUCAUGGCAGUGUCAGGCUUUUAUGAGUUUUGAGUACUGCCCGGCGUCUUAUUCCAGAAGAGGUCUGGGAGUAACGUAGCUAUUUUUUCAGAAUCCUAGUACAAAUGUGAAGCGCUUCAGUACUUGAACGACUCCCUGGCACUCGUUACACUUUCUCCAGGAAAGAAUCUUUUGUCACAUGCAAAUAUUGUCAAGUGAGACGUGGAAAUGUGUGUUUGUAAACUGCUAGGCAUGAUGUGCUGGUUUCCUGCCUCAAACUCCCUCACGGGGAGUCUGCUUUUGUGUUUUGCAAACGUGCGUUUCUUGCUUGGUGGAGCUUUCCAUUCUAGAAUCCCACUGCGUAUCCAGCAAACUCCCUUUCUGUAUAAUGCGCAGAUCAAAGCCCUAAGAACUCAGUAAUAUUAAAAACGGCCUUUGAAAAUUCCUCUUUCAUCUUAGGAGAAAUGAAUAUUUCAUACCUGCAGUAUAGAUAUAUUCAUCCGUGAGGCCAGUGGUACAGGAGUAGCUUUGUCAGAAACAGCUUGCAUGAUGCUGCAACGUUAGAUCAUAUAGUUUUUGCAAUCUCUAAAGGAAAGAAAGGAUUUUAACUAUUGUCAAUGCUGACUUGUGCAUGUGGUGGCUACAAAACAGAUUACUUCUAAGUAGUUCUCCUCGGGUUCCCACUAACCAUAAUAAGAUGUGUAUACUGAUUGCUGCUCAGAUUGUAAAAGUACCUGAAAUCUUCUGUAGCAGUUAUGUACGUCAGGAGGUCCUACACACUAGUAAGAGUCUGGCAGAGACACAUGCCUGACUGGCAUGUUCUCUCCCUCCUGGUUGGUCGUUCGGGAGAUUCAAAACCUUUCUCCAGCUCGAACAUCACAGCGACUGAUACCUCAGAGCAUAGCUGCCAACGUUUCCCCUUUUUUAAGGGAAAUUCCUUUAUUCCGAAUAGGAUUCCUCGCAAGAAAAGGGAAGUUGACAGCUAUGCCUCAGAGGCACCAGCACACUUCAGGAUCAGCAGAGUAUAGGCAGUCAGCGUUCAGAUUCAGUAGCGCAGCAUUUUGGCUAAACUACGUUUAUUUACGUAUACGUUUAUUUCCCUAUGUUUAGGGAAGCUUUUAAUGUUUAAUGUAUUACAGUAUUUUAAUAUUUUUUUGGAAGCCGCCCAGAGUGGGUGGGGAAGCCCAGCCAGAUGGGCGGUGUAUAAAUAAUAAAUUAUUAUGAUUAUUAUACACACUUGGAACAUCGUAACUCCGCUCCUUCCUCUUUAGCAUCAGACAGCAAAGCGAAAGGACAGAUGUCCUACAUCACGGAAACACAGUCAUAAAAUUAUCCUGUCUCCAUCACUUCCCACAAUGUGGAAUGAAAACGUACACGGUCAUGUGAUAAAAAUAAUCCCAUGACUGCAACACGCGGAAUGAAUCCUAACACUGUAUACGUACAUCUAUGUUUCCUGGUAAGAUUGCAUAGAUUCAAUUCAACAAAAACAUCAUAUCACUUCUUGUGGACCGCUUAGACGUUUCAAUCAAGCGGUAUAUACAUUUUGUUCAAUAAAUAAAUACAUAUGGAGUCGCCCUUGUUCCUCAUUUUCCCCUUCACUCAUCCUAGGCUUGUAACUCAAGCAUGAUGACUGUUUUAUCCUGGUCCUGAUUUUUUCUCAUGGAUAUUUUUGUGUAAAUUGAAAUAAAUGCCAUUCGUGUGCACAUAAUCCAGCCAUAUAGAGGGAAUUGUGCACAUUUCCUGGUCAGUAUGCACAAUCUUCCAGCAGCCCUUUUCUUAAUAGC